AUGGUUCCUCAUUGCCAGACCACACAACCGAAAGGGAGAUCAGAUAUCAAGAAGCAGGAGCAUCCUGAAGAACACUCACCUCAAGGAGAUUCUCCUUCUAUCGGUUGCAAGCGGCAGCACCCUGAAGAGCCCCCACCUCAAGACAAUUCUCCUUCGAUUAGUUGCAAGAGACAACGCGGGGAUCUUGCUCGAUUUGCGAGACACGGAGGACCAGACUUACGUGAUCUCAGAGGAUAUCCUCACCCGGCAAUAAGUCAUCAACUUGCCGGCAACAUGGGCACCCCCUCGCAACGCCGAGGUCUCAAUGCCACAGAACUAUUGAGUCUCCCAGACCCAGCUACCACACGGACCAGCAAAUCGUCAAGCCCUUAUGUCCUCGCAUUCCAGGGACACUUGGCUGAACAUCAAAUUCACGCAUUAGACGCCGAAACGGACGCCUCACAAGAGCCAGAGUUGGCGGAGAUCAUAGCAGCUCUAAAUAAACCGAGGCCGUCACUCUCACAUUCCUUGCUGUCCCCUGCCGACUUCAAGUUGUUUACAAAGUACGAUUCGGCCGCCCAAGACGAAUCUGAUGUACUGGCAAAUGUGAUCCCGGCCAUAAUCGGCCAAAAGGCUGCCGAUCCUCUCCCCGCCAGGGAAACACUCUUCAAUAACCUGAAGCCGCUUACAGACGGAACAAUCGUAUCUCCCAAGCCCGAUAUCUACUUCGGUGCUGGCCCUGGAGACCUUCACAAAUCGAUCCGCGAUGAGCUCACCCAACAAAUCAUACCGUCAAAGAAUACGAACAAACCUUUGGCUCCCAAUUUCUUCAUAGAGGUCAAAGGUCCAGAGGGAAGCCAAGGUGUAGUGACACGGCAAGCCUGUUACUAUGGUGCGAUUGGAUGUCGGGCCAUACACAGCCUACAAAACUACAACCAAGAGCAGCCCGUGUACGACGGAAAGCCUUACGCAUUCAGCACCACUUACCAAAGUGGUGGUUCGUUAAAGCUUUUCGCCCACCACGUCACGGCGCCCACAACCACAGAGGGACUUCCAGAAUACCAUAUGACCAAAGUCUACGGAUGGGAUGUCACUGCGAAUUUGGAAAACCUACGCACUGGGAUCACUGGAUUCAGGAACGCCAGAGACUUGGCAAAGCAAUACCGUGAUCGCUUCAUCCAGGAAGCAAACGAUCGACGGUCCCAGGCACUUGGGCAUGGUCUGUCGGCCGCGCAUGGCUCGGGAGAUCCUACAUCAUGCAUUCUGUUGCAGGACGCUCAUGAUGGCCAACUUCAGCAACAUGUUGAUGAAGGCGAGGGGACGAGCCAAGAUCCCGUGCUCCCCGGCGACGCCGCCUCACUGAGUCUCACCCCGUGUUCUCCUUCUAGUCCCAGCCCACCCCCUCAUCCUUCUAAGCGCCGAAAGUCCAAAGCUUAG
Molecule: messenger RNA, 1416 nt
Organism: Clonostachys byssicola
Lineage: Eukaryota; Fungi; Ascomycota; Sordariomycetes; Hypocreales; Bionectriaceae
Source: the annotation of a GenBank genome assembly